Symbiodinium pilosum is the source of this 501-nucleotide messenger RNA. Lineage: Eukaryota; Dinophyceae; Suessiales; Symbiodiniaceae. The record is from the annotation of a GenBank genome assembly.
AUGUUCAAGGCGCUAGACGAGCGGAUUGAGGAAGAGAUCAUCCUCGGAAACGUCUCGGAUGUGUGCUUUGGUGUGGGGCAGGAUGAGGAGGUCCACCUCUUCAGUUCCAGGUGCUGCCUGGCCAUGGCCAGCCCGGUCUUUCACGCUAUGUUUUUUGGUCCGCAGUGGCACAAAGAGGCAGCUGCGGCCCGACAUUCACCGGCAAGGAAAUCCGAGCAUUCGGUCGGGCAUACCAACUGCCGGUGGGGGGAUAAGUUGACAGGGACCAGUCCUGCCACUGGCUCCAACUCUCCAAGAAGUAGAGAGUUUGGCCAGGCGCAGCAAAGUGGGUUCCGAACCGGGCAGCACCACUAUGUGGCAGUCCCCGACAUUGAGCCCAGCGCGUUCAAGUGCAUGUUGCGGUACGUGCAUCACUUGGACCCGUUGAUCUCACUGGAUAACGCGCUUCAAGUGUACCGGGCAGCCGACAAGUACCAGAUCGACGGAUUGCCUGCAGCCCGG